Limulus polyphemus (Atlantic horseshoe crab) is the source of this 1739-nucleotide messenger RNA. Its product is annotated as vesicle transport protein GOT1B-like. Gene Ontology annotation, biological process: endoplasmic reticulum to Golgi vesicle-mediated transport; retrograde transport, endosome to Golgi. The record is from RefSeq and is a predicted model, not a curated record. Lineage: Eukaryota; Metazoa; Arthropoda; Merostomata; Xiphosura; Limulidae. The coding region runs from base 167 to 589 and encodes 140 amino acids. The transcript is spliced from 5 exons. Gene Ontology annotation, cellular component: membrane; endoplasmic reticulum.
AACGGUUGUAAACAUGUCAGCCUAGUAAACGAAGGUGACGUGGAGAAGUGUUUAUGAAAAUAACGUCUACUGCGACUUACAGCAUGAUUUCAACUGAGCUGAUACUGUUAUAAGUUAUUCAUAGUUAAAGUUUUCAUGAAAGAAAAUUUGAAUUUUAUAUAAUAGUAUGUUCGAAAUAACAGAUUUUCAAAAAAUUGGUGUUGGACUAACAGGUUUUGGGGUAGCUUUCAUAUUUCUGGGUGUGCUGUUUAUUUUUGAUAAAGGACUUCUGGCUAUUGGAAAUAUAUUAUUCAUAUCUGGACUGGCUUUUGUUAUAGGAUUGGAAAGAACCUUCUGGUUUUUCUUUCAGCGGCAUAAGUUGAAAGGGACUACAGCCUUUUUCGGUGGAAUUUUUCUCGUUUUAUUUGGUUGGCCUAUUGCAGGAAUAUUAGUAGAAACUUAUGGAUUUAUCAUGCUUUUCAGUGGGUUCUUUCCAGUAGUAGUAAACUUUUUGAGAAGAAUUCCAGUACUGGGGACUUUGUUAUCAUUGCCGUACAUAAGUAAGGUAGUUGACAGAAUAGGAGGUGAUCCUAAUAGAUCAAUGGUAUAAGAAGAAUUUCUAUAUCAUAUUAGACAUUUGAACCUUAUUAAAUUCUAUGUACUGUGCAAACGGGUCCUAAUGGCAUAUUUACAAGUGGAAAAUAAAUUCAACAUAUCUGACAAAAAUUGACCAACUUCAACACUUCUUCUUCAAAACUAACUUCGAUAGUGAUUUUAAUUGGUACUUACAUUGACAUAUUCUAGAAUUUAAACAAGUUUUUUUUUAAAUUAAAGAAUAUCUCUUAAACCUUUCGUUACAAAUGAUCAACCAUAAAAAAAAGUUUUAUUCCUUUAGUUUUAGAAUUACACUGUUUAAGUUCGUAAAAUAAAGGACUGUAUAAAAAGAUUACUAAAUAAAUUGUCUUCAGAUUGUUUUUUAUUAAUUUCAUCACCUUAAUUACCUUUUAAAAAGUUUUAAACUUUUAACAAAAUUUUUAGAUCAAAUAAUAUAGUAGAAAUUCACCUAUAUUUAUAAGAAACAGUUUCUAUGUGUACACAGAAGAGGCCAGAUGUUCAGGGGAAAUGAAUAUAGGCUGUUUAAUAACAUAUGUAAGGUGUCAUCUGUAUUGUAUAUAACAUUGUUUUUAUACAAACUUGUACACUUAUGAGGUUCUUUAUCUUGUUUUGCAACUUUCAUCGGUACUGUAUCAUUGCUAAAUUUGUUAUUAUUGUAUAUUAUGUGUUUUUAACCUUUGAUGUAGUUCCAUGGCUACUGCUAUAAACUUGCGAGACUUUUUGUGAAAUUUAAUCUUAAGUCAUAUAACUUUUGCGAUAAAAGACACAGAACAGAGGUAAGUAAUGCUAUUCUUACAUUAAGUACAUUGUUUCUGACAUGCACAAACACACAUUGAAUAUACUUACAUGCAUAUAUGACUGGGUAACAGGAUUUGAAGAAAAUUCAAACUCGUGUUCUUUCACUGUUCUCAGGUUUCUCCCUUUGGAAUUUUUUCAGUAUUUUCUUGAACAACUAAACUUGGUUUUUGAGAUUCUGAUAUCAAAAGUAUUUUGUAUAAUGAAAAAUGACACCAAAAGAGAGAGUUAUUUUGGUUUUUUUUUUAUGUUCCUUGUGCUUACCAAAAUACCAUUCAUUUGGAAUCGCAGUGAAGUAAAAAUGUGAACUUGAAGUAUGUGAGAGAAAAAAUAAAGUUUUAAUUCCCGAA